This is a messenger RNA of Juglans regia (Persian walnut), 699 nucleotides long. RefSeq lists its product as uncharacterized. The transcript has 3 exons. Bases 1 to 699 code for a protein of 232 amino acids. The record is from RefSeq and is a predicted model, not a curated record. Lineage: Eukaryota; Viridiplantae; Streptophyta; Magnoliopsida; Fagales; Juglandaceae.
AUGGGGGGUGUCAUCGGUAAAGCUGCAAACGGCAUUGGAGGUGUUCUUGGAAAUGCUUUCGUAGCUCCACUUAAGACCAUCUUUGGUGCAUCAUGCGAGGGUGUUUGUUCAGGACCAUGGGAUGUGGUAUAUUUCAUUGAGCAUUUAUGUGUCUCCAAUCUGGUGAAGCUGUUAAUGAUCUUGGUCCUUUGCUACAUAAUGUUAUUGUUCUGCUACUUAUUGUUCAAGGUGGGCAUUUAUCAAUGCAUUGGAAGAAGCCUUUGUAAGAUGUGUUGGGCAGCUUGCGAGACAUAUUGGUUUGCUUUAGAAGACAUUACAUGUUUCUUGUGGCACAGAUUAAAGAACACCAAGAGGAUAAACCGUCGGCGCAGGCACCGUUUUCAAGAUAUUGAACUAGUAGGGUACAGUUCAAGUGAUGAAAGUGAUUUGUCAGAUAAUUAUCUUCAUUUAGAUGUGAGUAGAAAGCGAAGGUCAGUUAGAGAGAGAAGAAAGGAUCGGCUUCGGAGCUCACUUUACCCUUCAAGAAGGCACAGUAGCCGCAGUCACCAUAUCCAUCAUGUACGAUUAAAGAGUAGGGAACCAUCCAUUCAUGUUGAGGGUGGCUCUCAAGGAUUAAUGAGCUCGAGACAGGUCCAAUUGAGUAAGGUAAGAAAUGCUCAAACAGAGGCUGGGAGUUUUAAGAGGCGGCGGCUUAGAUGA